Molecule: messenger RNA, 3666 nt
Organism: Podarcis lilfordi (Lilford's wall lizard)
Lineage: Eukaryota; Metazoa; Chordata; Lepidosauria; Squamata; Lacertidae
Source: the annotation of a GenBank genome assembly
CCAUCCAGCUUGCAAGUGCUGCUGUUCUCUUUCUCCAAACAGGAUUAUUCCUUUUCCUGCCAUGUUUGGACACCUACCACAAAAUAGACCUUCGCCUCAAAACCUUAGAGAUCCCUUUCUAUGAGGUAAGAGAGACACAGUCAGCCCCUUCUGCUCUUUGAGCUUGUUUGCAGGAGGCAAAUGCAGUAGAAGUUUACUUAGGUUCACCAUUCCAAUUAAUUAGGAAGCCCCUGGUUCAAAUCUCACCUUGUCUAUGAACUAACUACAUUGCUUUUUGGCAUGCCAUUUUGACUCAGCCUCACCCCCAGCCCCACAAUAAUUAUACUGAUCUACCUAACGGGACAGUUGUAGGAUUACUUAACAGAAAGGAAGGCUGUAAAUCAGUGACAGAACAUCUGCUUUGCAUGUGGAACAUCCCAGGUUCAUUCCCUGACAUCUCCAGCGAAGGUUAGGAAUCUACACAGUCUGAUGUUUAUUUGGUAAUACAGUGGUACCUCGGUUUAUGAACUUAAUCCGUUCCAGGAGUCCAUUCUUAAACCAAAACCGUUCUUAAACCAAGGCGCGCUUUCCAUAAUGAGGCCUCCCGUCGACGGUGCCCUUCCACCGUUCGGAUUCCGUUCUUAGACCGAGGUAAAGUUCUCAAACCAAGACACUAUUUCCGGUUUUGCAGAGUUUGUAAGCCAAAUCGUUCUUAAACCGGACUGUUCUUAAACCAAGGUACCACUGUACCGUAUUGGCCCGAAUAUAAGUCGCACCCGAAUAUAAGCCGCACCUUUAAAUUCAGGGCAGGGGGGGAGAAAAAAAAGACAAUACCCGAAUAUAAGCCACUCCCUUAAAAUUCUGCAGGUGCUCACAGCCAUUCUGCAGUAUCGUAAAAGCCCAUUUUUGUAAGGUCACAAAUUUAAGCCGCACUUUCAACUUUUCACGGUUGGAAUUUGGGGGGAAAAGUGAGGCUUAUAUUUAGGCCGAUACGGUACGUAGAAACAGCUCAGUCCAGCCCAGGGCUGGAAUCAGAUUUCCUGUUAUUUUUCCAUUGACAAAACUGUACUUUAUUGUUAUGGAUUUGGGGGGACCCUCCAAAAAACAACCACCCUAGGAAUGAAUAAAUGCUAGGAUUCUGAUUAAUUGGGAUAUGGAUUAAAGUACAGGCUGCAGAGCUGUGCCAGACAGGGAAUCCCUGGGCUGGCUUCUACAAAGCAGCCUGGCUGGCUUAGUGAAGAACAAAAGGUGUUGUUGGGCCACUGGAGAAUGAGAUGUUACCAAAGUGAUGGGGUGUUUGAGGGGACAGGAAAAGGGAUUUUUGAGCAAGGGUUGCUGGGAAGGAAAAGCAGGAAGAAGAGCUGAGAUCCAUCUUUGGAGGAGGCUGGCUGCAGAGAUGCCUUGGGCUAUAGGGCCACACUUCUGUGGGGUACAAACUCCUCUUGAAAUGACUGUGCAGUAAGACCUGGACUCCCUCCAGGCAGACUGAAGGUGUGAAUAGGUGAAUAAACCAUAUUUCUUAAAGCCACAACAGUCUCUGCUGCGUCUUCAAUUCUCCAAAGGAACGCAGACCCUGGGUGAGUGCCUGGGACCCCAUGGGCUCUUGCCACCACUCAAGCAGAGAGAGGGGCAGGCACGCAGCUUUCAUAACAUUCUAUUGUAGGGGUCAGUAAGGUUUACCUCGCCUGGGCCGGUUCACUCCUGCAGAGAUCCCUCUGUGGGCUAGAUUGCGCGCGCAAGUACGCACGCCUGCGAUUUCUGGCGUCUGCACAGACGCGAUUUCCGGCGCAUGCGCAGAUGUGAUUUCUGGUGCCAUCCCCGCGCCGCAUUGCACCCAUUUAGUGCAGCACACCGGGACUCAUUGGUUAAACGACCCCCGUGGGCUGCUUGUGGCCCAUGGGCCUUAGGUUGCCGACCCCUGUUCUAUUGGAUGGUCACACAAUGCCUUCUGCUUGCCCUAGACCAUAACCAAGGACAUGGCAAGUCUAGAAAUAGAUACCAUCUGUUACUAUCGAACGGAGAAUGCCACACUCGUCACGACCACCCUCGCCAACCACUCAAAGGCAAUCCAGCUGCUCGUGCCAACCAUCGCAAAGCGCUUUCUGGCACAGCGGUCGCUCACAGACAUCCUGAUGGAGAGGAAGAGCAUCAGCCAGGAGAUAAAGGUGGGUUGGCUGUAGCGCUGUACAGAGGACAUGGUGGGGAAGUCCAUCACUCAGGGUGGGAGGCUUGCCCAGUGGCUGCUACAAGCAGAACUGGGGAAAUGGUAUGGUAGCCAAUGAAAGGACACGAGGGAAAUGCUUCUACCUUGCUAUUGGGCACCUUCUCCUUCCUGAAAGUGGCUUUACAGUACGUAAACUCAAAACUGCCUUGCAAGAUCCACCCAGGGCAGCAUUUCCUUUCAAACAACAACAACAGGCAACCAGACACUAUACUGCCUCCAAACACAGGGUUGCCAACUGACCAGUGAACCAGCUUACUGUGGUCUCCUGCACCUUUAAGAACAGCUUGCAGAAACUAGAAAGUGAUGCUUUGAAUAGCUUGGUGAUAAAUGCAAUAUUUUGUGAACUGCACAUUGUCUUAGUCUAUUCUGGUUGAUAGGGAGAGACAAUUGUAUAAAUAUAAGAUUAGCUGCAUGCCCUUUUAGUGAAGUGAGUGGCUAGAGAGGUCUUUUUCUCCCUCUCAUAGCAGACCUUUAAGUGGCCCAGUAAAUGAUUGGCAGUUAGGUUUGGGGCAGACAAAAGGUAAUAGACUUUGCUCCAGUUUAGGUAACUUUAGAAAGGAAUCUGACAAAUUAAGGAUUGACCUAUAAUCAGCUAGUAGCCAAGGUGGGAGAAAAGGGAACCUGUUUGAAAAAGCUGUAAUCCUUUAUUGAACAGCUCUUUGCUAACCUAACUCACGGUAGCUUUACUGCUUGGUUUGCAUCAAGGAGACAGCCAUCACUACUAGAGCACUUCUCACUGGAAAUGUUAGGACACUGCUGUUUUUGCAUUUUUAAGUUGCUCAUCCAUCAUAUAAAGCUGCUGCCAAUAAGAAGACACUUUUUUUGCAGGUGGCUGUGGACGCCAUCACCUGUCAGUGGGGAAUCAAGGUGGAAAGGACAGAAAUGUAGGUAUGAAAUGUGAGAUCUGCAGAAAUACUUAGGUGACAAAAUAUCAGGAGAGGGGUCUCCGAGACCUUUCACUAUUGUUAAUGCCGCCCCUACGAGUGUAAUCAGUUUUUGUUAUUUCUCCCCUUGAACAAUCCCUGGACAUAGGGGUCACCCUGGUACAAGCCACCAUUUUGUGGGCCUCCUCCUUGAUCCUUCUGCUGCUGUCUCUCGCAGAGGCACAGCUAGCUCUUUGCCCAUCUGUUUUGACAUGGCUGUGGGUGAAAGGGGUUGAUUUCAAUUACCAGUCAUGUAAGAGGAGCUGCUUAAAAACUGGCAGCUCAGAGCACCAAAAGUUGCCCCGUUCCUGCAGUUUUAUGGAUCUACAUAUGACCAGAAAGGCUACAGCUGACCAGCUCUCCAUUUGUUUAGUCACCUUGGACAAACAUUUGAGUGGCUCCCAUUUUGCUAUGAUAUCCUCAAGGCAAGGGUGCCAGGUGGCAAUUGGCUCCACAGCCCCACCAAGAGCGGGGAAGGGAGGGCUCUGGCCAAUUACUCCCAUCCCUUCUGGCAGCCAGGCAGCCUUGGGUGUCUUCUCA